CUCCAUUUACAGCUCGAGAAGACGCCAACGCAAGCCAAUCGGAGGCUUCAAAACGGAGCUGUCCCGCCUUCGGCCGGGGAGACCAAUCGGAAGUGCGGGCGGUGUGUUUGAAAGCGAGGCCAAGGAGGGUGGGGAGCGCGUGCUGCUGGGAGUUGUCUGGAGGCCAGCGGCGCGGGGCUGAGCGCCCUCGGGCACAGCAGUUAUGUCGCACAAACAGAUUUACUAUUCGGACAAAUACGACGACGAGGAGUUCGAGUACCGGCAUGUCAUGUUGCCCAAGGACAUAGCCAAGCUCGUCCCUAAAACCCAUUUGAUGUCUGAAUCUGAGUGGAGAAACCUUGGUGUGCAGCAGAGUCAGGGAUGGGUCCAUUAUAUGAUCCAUGAACCAGGUCAGUACAAUGUAAGGCAGCUUCACUCCGCCUGA
Acomys russatus (golden spiny mouse) is the source of this 424-nucleotide messenger RNA. It is a transcript of the gene Cks1b, whose product is annotated as CDC28 protein kinase regulatory subunit 1B. Gene Ontology annotation, biological process: regulation of mitotic cell cycle. The transcript has 2 exons. Gene Ontology annotation, molecular function: protein kinase binding; ubiquitin binding; cyclin-dependent protein serine/threonine kinase activator activity. The coding region runs from base 203 to 424 and encodes 73 amino acids. Lineage: Eukaryota; Metazoa; Chordata; Mammalia; Rodentia; Muridae. The record is from RefSeq and is a predicted model, not a curated record. Gene Ontology annotation, cellular component: cyclin-dependent protein kinase holoenzyme complex; SCF ubiquitin ligase complex.